AUGACUUCGACGGUCGAUAGAUCCCUAGGCGGACGCGUAGCGAUUGUGGGAACGGGUAGUCGAGCAGCAAUGUUCAUCCGAGGAAUCGUCGAGCGGCCCACUAGCAGCGUGGUGGCAAUUCUGGAACCCAACUCCGUUCGCGCCAAGUAUUACAACAACCUUCUCGAUUCACUGGGAGCGCCAAGGGUACCGACGUAUCAACCAGAACAGUUUAAGGAGAUGUUGGAGAAGGAGAGGGUGGAGACAAUCGUGGUAACGUGCGUAGACGCGCUGCACCAUUUGUAUAUCAUUCCUGCUCUGGAAGCUGGCGUCCGCGUUCUGACGGAGAAGCCGAUGACCACCGAUGUCAACAAGUGUAGAGCCAUUCUGGAAGCUGUGGAGCGUACAGGGCGUCAUUUGACCGUUACUUUCAAUUACCGAUAUAACCCAGUGCAUGAAUUGGUGAAACGAACGAUCGCAGAGGGCAAGAUCGGACAAGUUCUUUCCGUCCAUUUCGAGUGGCUCCUGGACACCGUUCACGGCGCAGAUUACUUCCGUCGCUGGCAUCGUCUGAAGUCAUCUUCUGGAGGUCUCAUGGUCCACAAAUCAGGGCACCAUUUCGAUCUCGUGAAUUGGUGGUUAGAUUCGUCACCCGUGACUGUCGCUGGUAUGGGAAGAUUGGCUUUCUACGGCGAGGAAAAUGGAAGGAAGCAUGGAUGGGUGAAGGAAAGUUAUGAAAGAGCGAGAGGAAGCGAAGUUGCCAAGAGCGAUCCAUUCUCGUUGAGAAUGGAGGACGACGAAACGUUGGUACAGUUAUACGCGAAUGCUGAGGGGGAAGAUGGAUAUCAUCGAGACCAAAGCGUUUUCGCAGCCUCCAAUUCCAAAAAUGCGAUCACCAUAGAGGAUGAUAUGUCCCUUCUCGUCCGCUAUCGUUCAGGUGCCACCAUGACUUAUCACCUGACAGCGUAUUCCCCAUGGGAGGGUUAUCGUGUAAUGUUCAACGGCUCUAAAGGACGGCUUGAGCUCCAUGUCUGUGAAUCCGAAUAUCGACUUCCCUCGACCGUUGAGAACAAGGGAGAUGGGAUCGGCGGUUUAAUCCAUGGUAAAGGUUCGCUGCCGAAUAUAGGCGAAACCAAGGUGACCAUACACCCUCUAUGGGAAAAACCCAGAGAGCUGGAGGUUCAGGUCGAUCACGGCGCACACGGAGGAGGAGACCGAAGGAUGCUGAGUGUGUUAUUUGGGGCGAAAGUCGGCGAGGUGGUAAAUAGCGGAGAUGCUUCUAAACAAGGGGCGGACGAGAGAGAUGGAGCGAGAGCGUUGGCAAUAGGACUGGCCGCGAAUGAGAGCUUCCAGACGGGUAAAUUCGUAGAGAUUUCUGCGUUGGGACUGGGUGAAUUGUGA
Marasmius oreades (fairy-ring Marasmius) is the source of this 1380-nucleotide messenger RNA. RefSeq lists its product as uncharacterized. The record is from RefSeq and is a predicted model, not a curated record. Gene Ontology annotation, molecular function: nucleotide binding. The transcript has 5 exons. Lineage: Eukaryota; Fungi; Basidiomycota; Agaricomycetes; Agaricales; Marasmiaceae. Bases 1 to 1380 code for a protein of 459 amino acids.